Molecule: messenger RNA, 982 nt
Organism: Trachymyrmex septentrionalis
Lineage: Eukaryota; Metazoa; Arthropoda; Insecta; Hymenoptera; Formicidae
Gene: Fer2LCH
Product: ferritin heavy polypeptide-like 17
Exons: 4
Coding region: 179-844 (221 amino acids)
Biological process (GO): intracellular iron ion homeostasis; iron ion transport
Cellular component (GO): cytoplasm
Molecular function (GO): ferric iron binding; ferrous iron binding
Source: RefSeq, a predicted model, not a curated record
UUGCUGCUACCCAGAGUGAAAACUCCCAUCUCUGCGCUGGGCAACGUUCAUUGUCGAAGGAACGUCGAAGCGAGAGUAUUCACGUUUCUUCUCAUCGAACGUUGCUUACCGUUCGCUGCGAAAAAGGUAGAUUCGAGACAUCAUUCAAGCUUUGCUCCAUCAAUCUUCUGCACCAAAGAUGUUGUUCUUCGGAGUAUUGUCUCUUCUUUUCCUAGCCGUUUCUGGAGAAUACUGUUAUACUGACAUUGAAAGCGCCUGUAGCACCAAUCCUAAAAAUGGUGGAUUAAUAUCAAACUGUAAUGCCAAAUACGGAGCUAUCGAUACUCUUCAGGCUGAGCUGCAAGCAUAUGUAAAUGCUAAUAUUGAAACAAGUUUUGAAUUUCUUCUGAUGUCUACACAUUUCGGAAACUACGAAGCUAAUCGAGAAGGAUUUAAGGGACUUUACCGCAAACUUUCAGAUAAAUCGUGGGAAGAAGCGAUAGACUUGAUCAAAUAUAUUGCACAUCGUGGUGGCAGAAUGGAUCUCAAUCAGCUUCCACGUUCUAAGAAACCUAUCAAGGAUAGCAAAGUAUUAGAAUUAACUGAAUUGAAUAGUCUGGCUAAAGCACUUGACAGUCAGAAGCAACUUGCCGAAGAAGCGUUACGCAUUCACACUCAAUCACAGCAUCAUGCUAAACAGGAUGCGGCUGUUGCUCAUUAUAUCGAGGAACAUUUCAUGGACUCAUUGUCCGAACGUGUGAGACGGCUAGCAGGUUAUUCAAAUGACCUCAAAAAUAUGCUCGAAGAGCGUGAUGCAUCGCUUUCCGUAUUCCUAUUUGACGAGUAUCUUAAGAGCACUUUCUAAGGGGACCUGUCUACAGUUAUAUAUAUGUAACUUAGAAUACAUAUAUUUCAAUUAUGUUAUUACUAUUUUUGUCUUUAUAACUCUAAUGUUAGAUCUUUCAUAUGUAAAAUACAUGAAAUAAAUGCAUAUAGAAAUUUA